AUGUCUCAAAUUACUUUAGGUCGUUACCUUUUCGAGAGAUUACAUCAAGUCCACGUCGACACUGUCUUUGGUGUUCCAGGUGAUUUUAACUUGGUUCUACUAGACAAACUUUAUGAAGUCGAAGGUAUGAGAUGGGCUGGUGAUACUAACGAAUUGAACGCCGCUUACGCUGCCGAUGGUUACGCUAGAAUUAAGGGUAUGUCCUGUGUCAUCACCACUUUUGGUGUUGGUGAAUUAUCUGCUUUGAACGGUAUUGCUGGUGCAUACUCUGAGCAUGUUGGUAUCCUUCAUGUCGUCGGUAUCCCAUCUACUGUCUCUCAGGCUAAGGGUCUUUUACUUCACCAUACUUUAGGUGAUGGUGACUUCGAUGUUUUCCACAGAAUGUCUACCAAUAUUUCUAAGACCUCUUCAAUGUUGAAUGAUAUCGCCACUGCUCCAGCCGAAAUUGAUAGAUGUAUUAGAGCUACUUACAUUAGCAAGAGACCUGUCUACUUAGGUAUUCCAGCUAACUACUUCGACGUCCAAGUAUCUGCUGAUCUUUUGAAAACCCCAAUCGAGUUAUCCUUGAAGCCAAACGACAAAGAAGCUGAGGAUGAAGUUAUUAACGAAAUCUUGGCUUUGGUUAAGAGCGCCAAGAACCCAAUUAUUAUUGCUGAUGGUUGUGCUGCUAGACAUAAUGUUGAAGAUGAAACCAAACAAUUGGUUGAUGUUACCCAGUUCCCUGCCUUCUCAACACCUUUAGGUAAGGGUACCAUUGACGAAACCCACCCAAGAUACGGUGGUAUCUAUGUUGGUUCUUUAUCUAGCCCAGAGGUUAAGAAGGUUGUCGAAUCUGCUGAUUUAAUUCUUUCUGUCGGUGCAUUGCUAUCCGAUUACAACACUGGUUCGUUCACAUACUCAUAUAAUACUAAGAAGGUUGUUGAAUUCCAUUCUGACCAUAUGAAAAUUAGAAAUGCUACUUUCCCAGGUGUUCAAAUGAAUUUCGUACUUCCAAGAUUAUUGAAGGUUAUUGGUGCCGCUAACAAGGGUUACAAGCCAGUCUCUGUUCCAAAGCCUCUACCAUUGGAUAACAGUGCUGCUGCAUCUGCUCCAUUGAAACAAGAAUGGUUAUGGAGACACUUGAGCUCUUUCCUACAAGAAGGUGAUAUUGUUAUCACCGAGACAGGUACCUCUUCUUUCGGUAUAAAUUCUACUACUUUCCCACCAAACUCUGUUGGUAUCUCCCAAGUAUUAUGGGGUUCUAUUGGUUAUGCUGGCGGUGCUAUUUCCGGUGCCAGUUUUGCUGCCGAGGAAAUCGAUCCUUCAAGAAGAGUGAUCUUAUUUAUUGGUGAUGGUUCUUUACAAUUGACCGUUCAAGAAAUAUCUACUAUGGUUAGAUGGAAUUUGAAGCCAUACAUCUUCGUUUUGAAUAACAAUGGUUACACGAUCGAGAAGUUGAUCCAUGGUCUACAUGCUGAAUACAACGAAAUUCAACCAUGGGAUCAUCUAGCUUUACUACCAUUAUUUGGUGCCAAAGAUUACGAAGCCCAUAGAGUAUCCACAGUUGGUGAAUGGAACAAAUUGACCUCCAAUAAAUCGUUUCAAAAGAAUUCCAAGAUUAGAAUGAUCGAGGUUAUGUUACCAACCUUGGACGCACCUGCUUCUCUGAUCGCUCAAGGUAAGCUGUCUGAAGAGAUGAAUGGGGCCCAAUAA
Messenger RNA from Maudiozyma saulgeensis, 1692 nucleotides. The record is from the annotation of a GenBank genome assembly. Lineage: Eukaryota; Fungi; Ascomycota; Saccharomycetes; Saccharomycetales; Saccharomycetaceae.